AUGUCGGGGAUCACAGUGAAUUCGGAUUGUGGAGAAUGUUCAGCCCCUUCACAUGAGCUUUGCACCACGGAAUUACACCCAUACUCUAGCAUCGAUGAGGAUGAUGAACUUCUGAAGUAUAUCUGGAGGGAAUAUUUGCAUCCCAAGCAGUAUGAAUGGGUUCUUAUUGCAGGAUACAUACUUGUUUUUUUCGUUUCUCUCAUUGGAAACACAUUAGGUAAGUUUUGUUAAAGGGUUUUGUCGCAGGAUGGAUUAAUUGAGCCAGGAUAAUUUCUAAAAAUGUCAUCCUAAUUUUAAAGUGCAUGGCAUUAGAUCAAGUCCGCAAAGCUAUCUGGGCUUCAUUGAACAUAAUGGUACUUUCAUAGAAGUUAGGCUACCGGUGAGUCGAUUGUAGGCUAUCCAUAUAUAUAUGAUUAUUAUUAUUAUUAUUAAGAUAUUAAUUUGGUGUUCACUAAUGCAGUAUCAGUAGACUACCGUCUAUGAAUAAAACAUGAGUUUAUUGACAAUCGAAUGUAUUUGGGAAGCGUAAAAUAAAGACCUUAUCCGGAGCGCGGACAUGCAUGGGCAUCUGUCGUAUUCGUAUGUGCAUGUGACACGCGACAGCUAAAAUGAUAAGCCACGCGAUCUGUAAAGUGAUAAACCAGAAUCAAAGUGGUGUACAAAGCAUUCUCUUUAAACGGUAUUUUUCCGUUUUGGGUGUUAAUAAUACUAAUAUAGGUGAGGGCAUAUUAGAAAUUGGAAAGAACAUAUUUUUGGAGCAUCUCUAUUAGGCCUAUGCUUCUAGUUCAUAAUAAGAUGCCUGUAGAAUAAAUAAAGUUUACUGCAUUAAGUAGAUGCUUCCAGUUUUCAGAAUAAGAUUCUUGGGCAGUAUCUUAUCAAGACACUUAAGAUACUGCUUAAACAUGGCAUGUUUGAAUCCAAUUGAAUCUAGCCCUGGAUAACUGCUAUUAUGAGAUUAUUGGCUAAUCUAAUUCUUGUUAAUGGUCUUAAUUAAGUGUCUACAUUUCUUCUAAAUAAUUUUUUAUGUGCUGACAAUACGGGCAAUCGUUUAACAAUGUUUUCAAGUAGCCUACAAGUGCGUCUCAUUUUCUCAGUGUGCAGUUUCUUUUGUUACCAUGGCAGUGCUGUUCGCUUGUGUUGAUAGGAACGGCAUUUUUCUCUUUACCCGAAGUUUAGGGCACGAUUUUAAUAAUUCUUCAUGAUCUGUUUGUGAAUGAGACUGGUUUAUUUGCCAAUUAUAAUACGUGUCUGUAGUAAAGGUACACUGUGUCUUUAAGGCAGGAAGAGCGUUCUGUGCUUCUUGAAGAGCAGGGUUGGAGAUGGAAUGGUUCACUGCAGACUGGGGAACCUUUGAAAACGAGAAAUCUGUUCAAUAUGUCUAACUCUCCUGAGUUGUAAACCUGUCCUGAUGUCAUACCCUGUGGAUACUGAAAAGAGGCUAUGUUGACUGUAUUCAUAUCCAUUAUUUUUACCUUCCACAUUAUUUUGGCGUAAAUUAGAAAUGUGUUUAUGACAGUCUUAUCACAGAUGUAGGCUUAUUGUAGAUUAAAUUCGUCACUAUUAUACAUUGUUAUUUGACUGCCCUUUUCAUAAUCACCAAGGGAAAUGUAAGAGACAUAACAGGACAACUGUCACGCCCUGACUCAGAGGACGCUUAUAUGUUGAGUCAGGGUGUGUAUAUUCCUUGUUGUGAUUUUCUAUGUUGUAUUUUCUAUGUUUAGAUCUAGUAGGUAUAGAUCUAUGUUGGCCGGUGUGGUUCCCAAUCAGAGGCAGCUGUCGCUCGUUGUCUCUGAUUGGGGACAAUAUUUAGGCAGCCUAUUGGCACUAGUGGGUUGUGGGAUCUUGUUCUGUGUGAGGUAUGUUGUUUGUCUACCUUGGACUGCAUGUUUCGUUUGUUGUUUUGUCGUGUCGUGGUUAUUCAAUAUAAAUAAACAUGUAUGCAUAUCACGCUGCGCCUUGCUCCGUCCCGUCUGUAAACGAUCGUGACAACAACAGGUUAAUUUGAAAUGAAUUCAUAUUGAUUAUGCAAUUGAUAGCUGUUAUUCAGGUGCUGUUAUUCAGGUGUGUGCUGUGUGUUGUAUUGCAUUUGAUUCAGAACAAUCAAUGUCAUUGAUGUCUCCAUGUAUUCCUAACAACAGCAGUUCUUGGUUGUGUCUUGUUGUCAGUUUGUUUUGCAGUGUGGAAAAACCAUCACAUGCGCACAGUGACCAACUGUUUCAUUGUGAAUCUCUCCUUUGCUGAUGUCCUGGUCACCAUCACCUGUCUCCCGGCAAGUCUUGUGGUGGACAUUACAGAAACAUGGUUCUUUGGAAACACUCUUUGUAAAAUACUACCUUACUUACAGGUAAGAGGAUGUUUCAAGGUUUUUAUUUUCACAUUUCCCAACUUUAACUUUGUCACGUGCCGAAUACAUUUAUCAUUUAGUAUACACUCUUAUCCAGAGCAACUGUAUACAUUUUCAUACCGGUCCCCUGCGGGAAUCAAACCUGCAACCCUGGUGUUGCAAGCUCCAUACUUUACCAACUGAGUAACAUCAGACUGCGAAAGGUGUAGACUUUACUAUGAAAUGCUUAGUCACGAGCCCUUUCCCAACAAUGCAGAGUUGAAAAGUAAGAAAAGAGUAGCAAAAUAAAUCAAUAAAAGGAAAUAGUAACACAAUAAAAUACAAUAACGAGGCUAUUUACAAGGAGUACCAGUACCGAGUCAAUGUGCUGGGGUACGAGGUAGUUGAGGUAAUAUGUAGGUAUGGGUAAAAGUGACUAGGCAAGCAGGAUAGAGAAGAGUGGCAGAAGCGUAUGAAGGGUGUGGCGUCAAUAUUUACAUUUGAGUCAUUUAGCAGACGCUCUUAUCCAGAGCUACUUACAGCUAGUGAGUGCAUACAUUUGUCAUACUGGCCCCCCCGUGGGAAUUGAACCCACAACCCUGGCGUUGCAAGCAUCAUGCUCUACCAACUGAGCUACAGGUGUGUGUGUGUGUGUGUGUGCAUAGAGACAGUGCAAAGAAAAUAGAAAUGUAAGAAACAAAAAGGGGGUCAAUGUAAACAGUCCGGGUAGCCAUCUGAUUAACUGUUCAGCAGUCUUAUGGCUUGGGGGUAGAAGCUGUUUAGGAGCCUUUUGGUCCCAGACUUGGCGCUCCAGUACCGGUACCGCUUGCCACUUCAAGCUUGAUAGUUGGUACGUAACUCCAGGGUACUAAACGCUAUUCUUUAAAACACCUUUGAAGGGACCCCAUAGUGAUCCUUGUGCCACAGGAAAGUAUUUUGCUUUCCCACCUCAACUGCUGUGGGCUCAGUCUUCUAUGGAUCAACAUCAUAAUUCUCUUUUGAUCCAGUGUGAUGGAACAUUCAGCCAAAUGGGGCAGAAUCCACAGCCAUACUGUAUACCAGAGGAUUAGCCUAAAGAUUCAGACCUUGCGGUCACUGUAAUUACAUCUUCCCGGUAAGGUCUGAACGGCAGGCUGCCAUGAUGAGGACACCGCGGAGCGGACGCGAGAUAUGGCACAGAAAACGUACCUCAAGGUGCUGUUCACCUAAUUAUCCAAUUUUCCAAAAUGAUACAUCAAGAUUUGAAAUACUUUUUUUUAUUAAACUGCGAUUUUCGUCAGCAUGCUGGGGGUUGAUUAUACUUUUUUUGCCAGUGCUACAGACAGCUAUAUCAGUCCGCUAAUACAGGACUAGUAAAGGCCCAGUUCACUAUUUUUUGUUAAUUAUUUUUAUUUUGUAUAGAUUUUUCAGUGGGUACUGCAGCACCCUCAGCACCCCUACUUUCCAUGGCUAUGAAAGCAACCCAUUGGAUUCCACAACACUUCUGUUAACUACUCACCCCAAUGCAUUUUCAAGGAAUCCAAUUGGCUGCUAUAGCAUUAGCUAGCCUAGCAUGCAGUUUAAUAAAAAACUAGCAGUUUUCCAAUCUUCUCGAUUCACCAUUCGUAAUUUCAGGAUAAUUAGGAGUACAGCGACAUAUUCCAUCCCUGGAUUGAGGUACAUUUUCCAAGCCAUUUACCGCUCCGGGCACUGGCUGUCCACAUUCUGGCACAGCACCGUUCCGAAUACAGAGAAGAAAUGAAUGAAUGUCGGAUUCUGGCUAGUCCGAGGAUAUGACAAACAAAACAACCUGUCUCCAGUUAUUUUCAAGUUUAAUGGGGGCAUACUUUUUCAAUGCAAUUUGCCUAUUGAAAAAACCUCUUGCCUAACCAUUGUGAAAAUAACAGUGAAAUUAUUUAAAGGGAGCCUCUCAAUCCAUGUCUGACUCAUAUUAUUUUGCAUUCAUGCUGGGACAAAUAUAGUACAUAGUGUAAUUACAUUUUUGCAAUGCUGCCUGUUGAAAAAUAUGGUCAGGAGAUUGAAAAAAGGGUUUAUCAGGUUAGUUAAUCUUUGAAUUUCCUUUCUUUAACUAGGCAAGUCAGUUAAGAACAAAUUCUUAUUUACAAUGACUGCCUACCCCUGCCAAAACCUCCCCUAACGAUGCUGGGCCAAUUGUGCGCCGCCCAAUGUGACUCCCGAUCACGGCCGGUUGUGAUACAGCCUGGGAUCGAACCAGGGUCUGUAGUGAUGCCUCUAGCACUGAAAUGCAGUGCCUUAGACCACUGCGCCACGUGGGAGGCCUUAACACAGGACUGUAUCCAAAACCCACAGACAAAUGCCUGGAGUCCUAUCAAUAACGUCCUGGUCUGAAUUACUCCGUUAUCAUUCAUGUCUGUCUGAAAGACAGAGUGGAGAGGACUACAAUUUUCCAACAGAGGAGAGGCAGCUGGUGGUCUCUCACCCCAUCAAGAGCUAAAUUAAAACCAUUUAUAAAACAUUUACCUGAUGAGCUGCAGAAGCAGAAUAUUAAAUUGGUUUUCUCCCCUGGCCUUCUUGCAGUAUGACAUAGGUACUCUCCAAAGGAAGGUCAUAUGUAAAUGCUGCACAAACUUAAUUGACAUUUUCAUUAGUUACUCCAAUAUUUACUACAGCACUGUGUGUACAUCUUGCCUAUCCUAAUGGCUGUGUGAAGCAUGGCUGAGGUAAAUUGGAAUAGCUGUAGGGCCAAUUUGAUGUGUCCAUUUGCUAAAGGAUGUUAAUGAGAGAGCUGAAAAUGUCCCCCAUUGUCAGUCAGAUGGACCCAAUUGUAAUUCUUACAGCUCCUCUACUGUCUACGGUCUCUAAUUGAUAUUUGAGUGAUGGCUGCAGACAUUAAAGGAACAUAACGCUUCAAGAUAAAAGUGUGCCAGAAGUUUUAAGACAUCAAAAGUAGUCUAAUAUCAAGAAAAGUCCUGUGUUGCUCAGUUGGUGGAGCAUGGCACUUAUGGUGCCAGGGUUGUGGGUUUGAUUCCCACGGGGGACCAGUACGAAUUAAGUAUUAAAAUGUAUGCAGUUGCUCUGGAUAAGAGAGUCUGCAAAAUGUAAAAGGCCCAGGCUGUCUGUUUUAUAGAUCCAGCUAUAUGACACAAUCUAAAACGACUGGAAAGAAUACACCAGCCCCAUAUACAUUUUAGUCAUUUAGCAGACGCUCUUAUCCAGAGCGACUUACAGUUAGUGAGUGCAUACAUUUGUCAUACUGGCCCCCCGUGGGAAUCAAACCCACAACCCUGGCGUUGCAAACGCCAUGCUCUACCAACUGAGCUACAUCCCUGCCGGCCAUUCCCUCCCCUACCCUGGACGACGCUGGGCCAAUUGUGCGCUACCCCAUGGGUCUCCCGGUCAUGGCCGGCUACGACAGAGCCUGGAUUCGAACCAGGAUCUCUAGUGGCACAGCUAGCACUGCAAUGCAGUGCCUUAGACCACUGCGCCACUCGGGAUAAUUUCCAGAUUUGUGAUGCUUAUCUUUUUAUUCAUAUAAAUAAAUAAAUGAAGUUGCCAAAUUAUCUCUAGAAAGUGUUAUGAUUAAUAUAAGCCCAUAAUCAUAAUAAUUCCUGCCACUCUAAACCAACAGAGGAACUUAUAAGGAUAGCAGAAAAUGGCUGGUAGGUUCAUAUCACUGUGAUGAGUAACAAUGCUAAUUUAGGGCUGUGAGGUUCAUGGAAUUUUGGAUGACGGUUAUUGGUCUGCCAAAUGACCGCGGUCACGUAACAACCGCUUGAAUAGCAAAAAACAACAACCCAAAAACGUUUUAUUUUUAAAGAUGCAAAUGUUCUCCUCUCCGCUCCUCUUUGCAUGUGCUGCCAUAGAAAUACAAUGAAUGGAACGGGCAUCCCCAUUCAAGACAAUGGUGGAAUAAUGGGUGGACUGGCGGCCAUUGCGUUGGUCUUCAUUUAAGGUUAGGGUUAGGCAUAAGGUUAGCAGUGUGGUUAAGGUUAGGGUUAGGUUUCAAGUGGGUGGCUCAAUUGGUAGAGCAUGGUGCUUGUAAACCCAGAGAUGUGGGUUCAAUUCCCAUGAGGGCCAGUACGAGAUUGUAUGCCCUCACUACUGUAGGUCGCUCUGGAUAAGAGCAUGCUAAAAUGUAAAAUCACAUUUUAAGAAGAUAAAUUGUAGAAAUAGGCGGGGUUUAGGACUUUGUGGCUGUGCUAACUAGUGACUACCACUGAAUAUGUGCUGUGAUUUGUUGAUUCAACUCAACUGACAUUACAAAAAAUUAAUUUGAUUGCAUGAGCCACAUCAUUUGAAUGAACAUUCUAAAUUACCAGGGAAAUUAUUGCGUCAAUACUGUAGAAACAAACUCAACCGCAGGAAUGCCCGGCCGUCCCGUCAUAAAUUAGCUGUAUGCUCCAAAUAAAAACCACAAAAAAUAACGGUUUUGACGGUUAUUUUAUUUUCAUGACAGUCUUCAUCCAUAACAGUCGGUUAUACGACAAUACGGUUAUACGGUAAUUGUGCCAGCCAUAAUCAUCAUAGGUGUUUCAUAUUACAGCUACUUAUAAUUUCCUGGAAACAUCUAUCUAUUCAUAGGAAAUGUAUUAUCAGUUUACACUUAAAGAAAACAAGAUUGUUAUUAAUGCUGAGAAUGUUGACUAUUAAGGGAAUAUAGUAGACCUGUUGAAUAUAGACUAGGGCCCCCAUACUUUGACAGUAUUUCCCCAUCUCAGCCAUAUCAACAGUAAUGCCAUUUUCUUUUUUUUGUUGCUAGAAUUUGUCUGUAUUGUGUAAACUCAGAUUCAUCAUAUAAAUGUUUAUAUUGUAAUCAUCCUUUGGUUAUGGUAGUUAGUCAGACUUCAUCAUAUAUACUGUAUAUAAUACUAAUCCCUGACAGUUGAUUAUCUCUGCGCUUCUAAUAAAGACGCAGACACACCAGUACCAUUUGCCGGCUGAGAGUACUUAGCACCUCUGAAUGGAGUGCCGCCCGUAAUUUUCAAACCGAGUGCAAGCCGAUUCUACAUGUAGAAUCCUGUGAAAAUGUCAGCAGUCAGACGUCCUUUGUUUGUCCAAGGGAAAUCACUGAUUUUCUCUCUGCAGGUAUAUAUUAAGUCUAGUACUUUUUGCCCUGGUUCACUUUGUGCUUUAAUUAACUGCACAUCCUCUUUUUCAAUCUCCCAGACAAUCUCCGUAUCUGUGUCAGUCUUGACUCUGAGCUGCAUCGCUCUCGACCGCUGGUAUGCAAUCUGCCACCCGCUGAUGUUCAAAAGCACGGCCAGGCGCGCCCGCAAGAGUAUCAUCCUCAUCUGGUUGGUUUCCUGUGUCAUCAUGAUCCCUCAGGCCAUCGUGAUGGAGUGCAGCAGCCUGCUCCCUGAGCUCACCAACAAAACCAGCCUUUUCACUGUGUGUGAUGAGCACUGGGGAGGUAGGCAGGCAUCCACAAACUCCCUCCUCUCAAUGCCACAGGACCUCGCCAAGGGACUGUAACCCCAGCCCAGACCAACUUCUAAUACUUCUACUUGAUUGAGCUUGCCUGAAUUGAGUACUCCACUGGAGUAGUCCCAAAAAUAUAAAGCGUGCCCAUUUAGAAUUCCAGGCAGCCUCUAGCAAACACUCACUAUUUGAACCAAGGUCUUGACCAAAGGCAACCGGCAUAUUUCAGUUAUUGUGACGAAACCUCCAGAGCUGUUGUCAGAUGGGGAAUAAUUAAGCAAUAAGUCCUGAGGGGGUGUGGUAUACGACCAAUAUACCACGGCUAAGGGCUGUUCUUUCGGACGACGCAACGUGGAGUGCCAGGAUACAGCCCUUAGCCGUGGUAUAGUGUCCAUUUACCACAAACCCCCGAGGUGCCUUAUUGCUAUUGUAAACUGGUUAUCAACGUAAUUAGAACAGUGAAAAUGAUUUUUUUUGUCAUACCCGUGGUAUACGGUCUGAUAUACCACAGCUUUCAGCCAAUCAGCAUUCAGGGCUAGAACCACCCGGUUUAUCAUUUAUAAACACUAGAGCAGCUCCACAAAUGUGCUGGUUAUUUCUGAUGGAAUCAAUAUUCCAUAGGAGCAUUAGAAAAUAACAUUUAUAGUGUCUCCUGCGUCGCUAUCACUCGUAAAGGAAAAUUCCACCCAAAGACUAUCUAUUGGUAUUUGUUUCAUUAGUCCAUUGUUCAUAUAGUCCCAAAAUGUUUAGACUUUCAAAAUACAGAAAAGCGCAGCAUCAUGUGAUGCAAAAUGCAUCAUACAGUGCCUUGCAAAAGUAUUCAUCCCCCUUCGCGUUUUUCCUAUUUCACUACAAAUUGGUGAAGUGAAAUGAAAAAAAUAACGGAAAAGUGUUGCGUGCAUAUGUAUUCAUCCCCUUUGCUAUGAAGCCCCUAAAUAAGAUCUGGUGCAACCGAUUACCUUCAGAUGUCACAUAAUUAGUUAAAUAAAGUCCACCUGUGUGCAAUCUAAGUGUCACAUGAUCUGUCACAUGAUCUCAGUAUAUAUACACCUGUUCUGAAAGGCCCCAGAGUCUGCAACACCACUAAGCAAGGGGCACCACCAAGCAAGCGGCAGCGUGAAGACCAAGGAGCUCUCCAAACAGAUCAUCGACAAAGUUGUGGAGAAGUACAGAUCAGGGUUGGGUUAUAAAAAAAGAUCAGAAACUUUGAACAUCCCACGGAGCACCAUUAAAUCCAAAAAAAAAUUGAAAGAAUAUGGCACCACAACAACCCUGCCAAGAGAGUGCCGCCCACCAAAACUCAUGGACCAGGCAAGGAGGGCAUUAAUCAGAGAGACAACAAAGAGACCAAAGAUAACCCUGAAGGAGCUGCAAAGCUCCACAGCGGAGAUUGGAGUAUCUGUCCAUAGGACCACUUUAAGCCGUACACUCCACAGAGCUGGGCUUUACGGAAGAGUGGCCAGAAAAAAAGCCAUUGCUUAAAAAAUAAAAAAAAAUAAGCAAACACGUUUGGUGUUCGCCAUAAGGCAUGUGGGAGACUCCCCAAACAUAUGGAAGAAGGUACUCUGGUCAGUUGAGACUAAAAUUGAGCUUUUUGGCCAUCAAGGAAAACGCUAUGUCUGGUGCAAACCCAACACCUCUCAUCACCCCGAGAACACCAUCCCAUGCUGUGGGGAUGUUUUUCAUCGGCAGGGACUGGGGAACUGGUCAGAAUUGAAGGAAUGAUGAACGGCGCUCAAUACAGGGAAAUUCUUGAGGGAAACCUGUUUCAGUCUUCCAGAGAUUUGAGACUGCGACGGAGGUUCACCUUCCAGCAGGACAAUGACCCUAAGCAUACUUAAGGGGAAAAAUUUAAAUGUCUUAGAAUGGCCUAGUGAAAGCCCAGACCUCAAUCCAAUUGAGAAUAUGUGGUAUGACUUAAAGAUUGCUGAACACCAGCGGAACCCAUCCAACUUGAAGGAGUUGGAACAGUUUUGCCUUGAAGAAUGGGCAACAAUCCCAGUGGCUAGAUGUGCCAAGCUUAUAGAGACAUACCCCAAGAGACUUGCAGCUGUAAUUGCUGCAAAAGGUGGCUCUACAAAGUAUUGACUUUGGGGGGGGGGGUGAAUAGUUAUGCACGCUCAAGUUUUUUUGUCUUAUUUCUUGUUUGUUUCACAAUAAAAAAUAUUUUGCAUCUUCAGUGUGGUAGACAUGUUGUGUAAAUCAAAUGAUACAAACCCCCCAAAAAUCAAUUUUAAUUCCAGGUUGUAAGGCAACAAAACAGGAAAAAUGCCAAGGGGGGUGAAUAUUUUCGCAAGCCACUGUACCAGCUGUAUUUCUGCAUUUUGAAAGUUAUUCAUCUUGAAAACCUGAUUGCUGACAUGCAAAACAUGUUGGGACUAAAUCAACAAUGGACUAAUGAAACAAAUACCAAAAGCUCGUUUUGGGGUGGAAUUUUCCUUUAAGGGAUUCUGAACUUGUGUGAGACCAGUAUCCAAAUGAGUUGCUGGGACAAUGUCCUUAAUUCACUUAAUUUCUAGGAAGAAUUCAAUUAGAUCAAAAUGUAACCAAAUCUUAUUUUAUCUUCGCUGCUGUAUAGUAUUCUAAUCAUAUACUAAGUACGGGGAUAACUAAGUAGAAUUCAAAAGGUACUCGCACUCAAACCAUGCAGAAAAAAACAUGCAGGAGGCAGAUAUAAAAUAACAUUGGUGUUUAAUUACAUUCUUGACAGUGAACACAAAAAGGUGCAAAUGCAAGUGGCAAAAAAGUGCAAACAGAAAGCAUAGGUUUCUACCAUCAUCUACUGUCAAGCAUGUAAUUACAGAGCAAAAAUAUGUUUCUAUUUGGGCCUCUUGCAAGUUAUUUCUACAUGGUUGAGUGUUCUAUCCAGCCUCCUACAUAUUUUUCUACAUGGGUGGGUACCUUUUGAAUUCUACUCAAUGAAUAAUAUAAAUGCAACAUCCAUGAUGACACGAUAUUGAAAACAAGUCACUGUCUUCCUUUGAUAGGAAAAACUACUAUCUAACCAGACUGUAUGAUUAGGGCAGUGGUGGAUGGUGGCACUUUAAAUGGGGAGGACGGGCUCAUAGUAAUUGCUGGAACGGAAUUAAUGGAAAGUUAUCAAACACCUGGUUUUCCAUUCCAUCCAUUAUUAUGAGCUGUCCUCCCCUCACCAGCCUCCCAUUUAUCUGUCCUGCUGAAUGAUUCACGGUCAGACAGUUGAAAAAGACUUGGAAAGCAUCGAGGGAUGACUUUGCAGGUCAUCUGAUAAAAGAGGCUUGGAUGCCUCUUGAUUGCUAUAGACAAAUACUCUCACACAGAAAACCUUUCAACUAUUGGCAGCACAAUUGUUUAGAUAGCCUUGACACAUUCAUUUAUUUUCUAUCGAUUGAAUGAGCGAGAUCAAAGUACUCCAUCUCUCAAAUUCGUUUUAGUGUGGAAAACCUUUGCAGGAAUUUGUCCUCAUGCAAACUCUCAACUUUAAAGGUUGAUAUCUACCGAUGUAGGAUCUUAAUUUACUGUAGGAUCUUAAUUUGAUGCAGGACAUUUAAAACUUGUAGUGUAUGUGAUUUUUUUUUUAAUGUCCAUUUAUUAUGUAAGGGAUAAUCAACGAGGGGCAAUGCGUUCUAAGGAAAAUAAUGAUUGACGUGGAAGGUGUGUUCCACGACGCGCUAGCAGAGUGGAACUGACCUUACAUGGAGUUCCAUUAUUUUCCAGAGAACGCAUAGAGCCCCAAGUUGAUUGUCCCUUUUACAGUAUACCAUGACUAUAAUUUAACACAUUUGCCACUAGAAAUGUGUUCAUUUGCCGUAAGAAAUGUGUUCAACAUCCACUGAAGUAGCUAGCAAGUUUACUAGAUAGCUACAGUAGUUGCCAUUGGAAACCAAACAAACAGACUUGCUAGUUUAGCUAAUCAAACCAUCAGUCCUAGCUUGCUGUUAUGAAAAUGGAAUUCACCAAUGUCAAUAAUGUUUUCAAUUCGACUUUUGCUUUCAAGAGCAGGUCAAACAUAGAACAUGUAAGAAUUAACUAUUAACAUUAAAUUCUAACAUGCGGAUAUACCGUGUGUUAUAGGGAAAUAAUGUAUGCUCUAGAAUGCCCUUCAAGCCAAUCAGAAACGAGUAUUCAACAAUGCUAUGGUAUAAAAUCCAUAUAAUAGUUUACUUUUCCUGUUUGCUGUAGGAUUAUUUUCGUGCUGUCGCUAACUGGCUCAAAUUAAGAUCCUACAUACGCUAUGUGGACACCCCUUCAAAUUAGUGGAUUCGGCUAUUUACACCUGCUGAUGACAGCUGUAUAAAAACGAGGACACAGCCAUGCAAUCUCCAUAGACAAACAUUGGCAGUAGAAUGGCCUUACUGAAGAGCUCAGUGACUUUCAACGUGGCACUGUCAUAGGAUGCCAGCUUUCCAACAAGUCAGUUCGUCAAAUUGCUCCCCUGCUAGAGCUUCCCCGGUCAGCUGUAAAUUCUGUUAUUGUGAAGUGAAAACGUCUAGGAGCAACAACGGCUCAGCCGCGAAGUGGUAGGCCACACAAGCUCACAGAACGGGAUGGCCGAAUGCUGAAAAGCAUAGUGUGUACACAUCGUCUGUCUUUGGUUGCAACACUCACUCCAAACUGCCUCUGCAAGCAACGUCAGCACAAUAACUGUUCGUUGGGAGCUUCAUGAAAUGGGUUUCCAUGGACGAGCGGCUGCACACAGGCCUAAGAUCACCAUGCGCAAUGCCAAGCGUCGGCUGGAAUGGUGUAAAGCUCACCGCCAUUGGACUCUGGAGCAGUGGAAACAUGUUCUCUGGAGUGAUUAAUCACGCUUCACCAUUUGGCAGUCCGACGGAGGACGAAUCUGGGUUUGGCGGAUGCCAGGAGAACGCUACCUGCCUGAAUGCAUAGUGCCAACUGUAAAGUUAGGGGAGGAGGAAUAAUGGUCUGGGCUAGGCCCCUUAGUUCCAGUGGAGGGAAACCUUAACGCUACAGCAUACAAUGACAUUCUAGGCGAUUCUGUGCUUCCAACUUUGUGGCACUUUCCUUUUUCAACAUGAUGAUACCCCCAUGCACUAAGCGAGGUCCAAUGUUUUGUCGAGAUCGGUGUUGAAGAACUUGACUGGCCUUCACAGAGCCCUGCCCUCAACCCCAAAUAAACAGCUUUGGGAUGAAUUGGAACGCCGGCUGCGAGCCAGGCCUAAUCGCCCAACAUCAGUGCCCGACCUCACUAAUGCACUUGUGGCUGAAUGGAAGCAAGUCCCUGCUGCAAUGUUCCAACAUCUAGUGGAAAGCCUUCCCAGAAGAGUGUGAUAGCAGAAAGGGGGGACCAACUAUAUAUUAAUGCCCAUGAUUUUAGAAUGAGAUGUUCGACGAGCAGGUGUCAACAUACUUUUGGCCAUGUAGUGUAUGUACAGUACCUUCAUCUCAGACUGAUGCCGCAUUCACGUGCUAGUCAGAACUCGGAAAUGUCAGACUUGCUAACUGGUUGAACACGACACGUAUAUAACUACAACCAGUUAGCAAGUCGGACAUUUCCGAGUUUUUUAGUUCUGACUAGCACGUGAACGCGGCAUUACUCAUGACUCAAAUCUCUGAAAUGCCAAAGUUAUCUUUUAAGUCGUAUGGGGUCAGUUCCAUUGCCAGGAUGCAAUUAUUGCUCAGCAGUUUGUCUAAUGCAGGGGUGUCAAACUCAUUCCAUGUAGGGUAGAGUGCAUUAAUAAAAUGGUAUGCCCGCUCCACUGGAGCCUCCUCAGAGGAGGAAGGGGAGGACCAUCCUCCUCAGUGAAUUUCAGAAAAAUUAAAAAAAAUUAACAUUGAAAAAGUUAUCCUUUUUAGAUAAAAUUAUAUUACAAUACUACAAAUAAUUGAUUAAAACACAUUGUUUUUUAACACAUUAGUUCUAUUAGCUAUGUUGACUAGGACAUUACUUUAGCUAAUAUGAGGAUAACGAUGUAGCGCUUAUGACAGGGUUUGGCUUGGAACGUUUUUUUCGCCUGGUCACAUACAGCUGAUGUGUUGUUCAUUGAAGUCCACGAACGAAGGGAAAAGGUGAGAGGAGGUGAGUGCAUAGAGGCGAGAAGGAAUACAACGUGGCUGCUAUAAAAGUGAACUGUGUUUAUGCGUGAUAUGGGGUGUAUUCAUUCCAACAAUUCUGUUGAAAACAGUUUCUUAAACGGAAGCAAACGAAACAGGGAUCAAAAUACCUGAAUUUGUCCAAUAGAAACACUUGUUUGCAACUGUUGGACUAAUGAUUACACCCUAGAUAAGAUAGAUGCAGGCAAGAAUGUGCAAGGCGGUAUUGAAUGUGUCAAUGUCUGUCCAUGGGUCACUGUCUGUCAUCUCAAAUCUUCCUCUCGACCUGUGUGCGCCUACAUUUGUAAACUUUCAUUCAUAGGCUAGGUUAUAGCAACCUCAUGAUGGGUAUAGGGAAAAUUCGAGUAUCAUGUAGUAGCCUAAACCUAUCGAUGUUACAUUGAACUGGGUGAAUGGAAUAUGAAUGAGAGUCAUAUAGAAAUAAGGUCAUGCUCAUAAAAAAAUUAUAAUCGUAAACGGCACUGACCGUCACUGGCCCACUCACACCUAUCUGUUUCAUGUCAACAAGUAUUGACUAAUAUUUGCAACAUUCUAAUAAUUCUCAUGUGCCGACGUAUCGCCCAAUCGUGCCAUGGUUAAACGUGCACUCCUGUAGACCUGAAAUAAUUGGAUCGUGGAACUUGCAUCCAGCCAACCAGAAAAGCAAGGUGAAGCAGUUAAUUCAUUCUUGAUAGUCAGGACAAGUCUUGUCCUGCUAAGAAACAUUAUUUUUAUAGUUGAAAAAAAUAGAUUUAGCAAGCAGUAGUCAUUUAGAUUAAGGAUAAAUGUGGAGUAGAGCUUUAUAGUUAUGUGAUGACACCACAUGCCCAGCGUACCUUCAAAAUUAUUCGGCAAUCAUUAUUUAUUCGAAAAACACAGUUUCCAUCAUAAUUUGUAGCAAUAAAAAAAAAUUUGACAAAAGAAAAAUCCGACCCUGUUGAACAUACAAAAAUUUAGUAGAUGUAGAACAUCUACUGCAUUUUUAUCAUUUACUACAUUUAUGUAAUGUUCAACAGGGGCGGAUUUUUCUAUUGUCAACUUUUUUUAUUGCUACAAAUUAUGAUGGAAACGGUGUUUUUCUAAUAAAUAAUGUAGUAGAUGUUUAAAACAUUUCGCCUAUAACUGCCGUUUACAUUACACAUGUCGCAAUGUUUUCUUUUGUGACAUUGAUUUUGUGGAAUAAACCUGGGUCAAUGGAAACCUGCCUACUUAUUCAAUUGUUAUUUCGUAAAGUGUAGAAUGUUGUAUUUGUUCAGCUGAACCUUUCUUUGAUAGGAACCAUAUUUCAGCACAAUCUGAUGAUUCCCUUUAAAAAAAAUAAAUUCAGUUCUGUCUUGCCACUCAAUUUAGAUUCCUGCACAGUAACUACAAGCUCAUGCAUGUUACUGAUAAAUAUGUAUAUCAAUGUAGCCAUGUUUGUUUGCCCUUUGCGUUUUACCAAUUACCACCACAAUUCCUACAGUACCCUUACGAAAAAACCACAUGAAUCUCACAUGUGAACACCUGAAGUAUUCCAAAAUCAUGUGAUCACGUGAUCUUAUGUGAAGUUAAUGUGACAACAUGUAAAUCAACAUGUGAUAACAUUAAACUACACCUGAAAACAUGUGAUCACAUGUGAAGUGUUACAAAAACAUGUUUUCACGUGACAUAACAUGGAACAUUUCAUGUGAAAUCAUGUGGUUUUUCUGUAAGGGUAGCACCUCUAAUUUACAUCUAUGUCACAAUAAUUUAGCUAAGUCAUAUUUUAUUCUCCCAAUAGCUGAUGUCUACCCCAGGGUCUAUCACACCUGUUUCUUCAUCGCCACAUACCUCGCUCCCCUCUGUCUGAUGGUUCUGGCAUACACCCAGAUAUGUCAUAAACUGUGGUGUCAACAGGUAUGUAUGUAAAUGUUUUGUGAACAAUAACAGACAACAUUUGCACUGUUUCUUAGCAAUCUGGCUGUUUGUUGAUUGAUCAUGCAGUCAUCAAGUUAUCAGUGUCCAUUAUCCUUGCAAUUAUUUGACAAUGCACUCUCAGAAUAUGCACUCCACUGUUCAGAUCCAUUCCAUUGAGCUUUUUUAAUGUUUUGAGUUUUAAUGAGUCGGACAAGCAAAAGCUGUUCAAAGACCACAGUGUGAUCGGCUGUGGGUUGGGUUCUUUAAACAGAUUCCUGGGACGUCAUCUGUGCUGCAGAGGAAGCGGACGUCCCUCCAGUGUUCCGCUUAUCCCCCAGGUCCUGGGGAGUCAGCCAGGGUCCGGACCAGCACAGUGUCCGCUGAGAUCAAACAGGUCCGGGCCCGCAGGAAGACCGCCCGCAUGCUGAUGGUGGUGCUCUUCGUCUUUGCCCUCUGCUACCUGCCCAUCAGCGUCCUCAACAUCAUGAAAAGGUAGCAGCCACUUUGGGUGCUCUGUCUCUCUGUCAUCAGGAUCAAUAGCCAAUUCACUCUAGGAUUCAACGUAGAGAUGUUUCACGGAGUCAGUAGUUUGUAGGAGUCAGCCGUUUACGUUUGGAAAUGAGUCAUUUGACUCAAAUAACAGUUGUCAUUCACAGUAGUCCCUGGUAAACAUUGUGUUUACAGAAAAAGGUGCUCACAUACUGAGAAUUGAGUAAUCUGUAAGCAUUAAAUUAGCAUACGUAGAUGAGAUUUGUUCUGCUCCAUCAACGCGGUAAGACAACAUAUCUGGGAUGUCUGUCUCUCAGGGUGUACAUCAUCGCCGUCUGAUGAAAACCAAUUUUCUCCAAAACAAAACUUUUCAGGAAUUUGGGAAAAAAUACCAUAAUUUCAUAUUAAUAUAGAAUUAUGAAACUAAAUAAUAUAUUUUCUUGGUCCUAGAGUCAUGAAAUGUUCAGAGUACAUUGAGGGGAGUUACUGCUUUCAUUAAAUGUAAAACAAUAAUACAAAUUGGCAAAACAUUUAGUUACGAGGUUUUCAUCAGACAGCAACGAUAUAUUAAUUGCUAGUUAUUCAUAGAAUUAGGUAAACUAUCUCUUUAAUAUCCCCCUCCCCCUCCCUCCAUCUAGUAAAUAUGUGUACACUUGCAAACACCUGUCAAUAAGCUACAGCUCCAUUUACAGCUUCAACACACUUGGUGUCAUUACUGACGAGGUCUCACUGAUGUCACCUUGUCAUUGCAGAGUAUUUGGGACGUUUAAGUACACAAACAGCAGAGAGACUGUGUACGCCUGGUUCACGUUCUCACAUUGGCUGAUAUAUGCCAACAGUGCUGCAAAUCCAAUCAUCUAUAACUUUUUAAGUGGUGAGUUUAUCUCAAUAUACUUAGUUCAUGAUUUUAUUGCCCCAUCUGCUGGACAGUACGGUACAUCACAACACACUUAGUGGCACUUUGGAAGAGGGAUUUGAUGUGCAGCAUAACUUGUUCAGUCAAUUUUAAUGGUAAAGAAACAUAAUACUGAAGUGGUAGAAUUUCAACAGAAUUCCCCUUUCAUUUGAGGCUUGAUUAGCGGUUUAGAGUGUUGGGUCAGUAACCGAAAGGUUGGUGGUUCAAAUCCCCAAGCAGACUAGGAAAAAUCUGCCGAUGUGCCCUUGAACAAGGCCCUUAGCCCUAAUUGCUCUGGAUAAGAGCAUCUGCUAAAUUACUAAAAUGUUAUGUGUUUAACGAAGUUUAGCUUUUUUCCACAGGGAAGUUUCGAGCGGAAUUCAAAGCAGCAUUUUCCUGUCACUCUUUUGGCCGAUGCCAGAACCAAACAGCGGGCAUACGGAAAAUAAUAAACACUGACAGCCGUAAAUCCUUGUCCACUCAAGUCAACAACAUGGACAAUGUCUCACGGAUAUCUGACCAUGUGGUUUAA
Messenger RNA from Coregonus sp. 'balchen', 17523 nucleotides. NCBI's taxonomy places the organism in Eukaryota, Metazoa, Chordata, Actinopteri, Salmoniformes, Salmonidae. The record is from the annotation of a GenBank genome assembly.